Messenger RNA from Cutaneotrichosporon oleaginosum, 1174 nucleotides. RefSeq lists its product as uncharacterized. Gene Ontology annotation, biological process: chiasma assembly; mismatch repair. NCBI's taxonomy places the organism in Eukaryota, Fungi, Basidiomycota, Tremellomycetes, Trichosporonales, Trichosporonaceae. Gene Ontology annotation, molecular function: ATP-dependent DNA damage sensor activity; ATP binding; mismatched DNA binding. The record is from RefSeq and is a predicted model, not a curated record. Gene Ontology annotation, cellular component: nucleus.
AGAUUGACUGGUAUAUGUCGCGCGAUGAGAACCGCAUCUGCGUGCGGUCCGGCAUCGACGACCAAAUUGACAAACAUCGCGAAGACUACGCUGGCCUUGAACCUCUCCUUGUCUGGGCUGCACCAGAUGGAGCUGAUAGCAGAACCAGAUGUCCGUGAUUAUGGGUCGACACACCCCGCCGGGCAUGUGUGAGGACGUCAAGGUCAUCUACCUUCCUCAGAUGGGCUGUCUACUGGCAGCCAGCAACAUUCACCGCCGCGAACUAAUCCCUCCUGACUGGGAACAGCAAUUUGAGGCCAAGGGGCUCACCUACUUCAAGACGCCGCAGAUGACCAAUCUGGAUGAGCACUACGGCGACCUGCAGAAUAUCAUCAUCGACUUGGAGAUCGAAUGGGUGCAGCGCCUUAUCGAGCGGCUUGAGCCUCUCGAAUGGCAGCUCAUGAAUCUUGGAGAUGCAAUCGCCGAGGUGGACUGUUUGCUGGCAUUUGCCCUGGCUGUCGAGCGUUUCGGUCUCGUGCGCCCGACGAUGACAGAACAGCCAACACUGAAAAUCAAGAACGGGUGGCAUCCACUCUAUGCAAUGUCUCUAGGCCCAGGCCAAUAUAUCGGGAACGACACGAUGCUGGACGCCGGCCCUGACCCGGACAUGGCCGCGAUGACCGUCAUCACGGGUGCGAACGGCUCCGGCAAGUCUGCAUAUGGGAAGCAGGUCGCACUGAUCACCUACAUGGCUCAUAUCGGCAGCUUCGUCCCCGCCGAUAAGGCCACGAUCGGCAUCUGUGACAAAAUCUUCACCCGCGUCCAGACACGUGAAUCUGCGUCCAAGAUCGCCUCGGCCUUCAUGAUCGACUUGGGUCAGGUUUCACAGGCUCUCCGUGGCGCAACUUCGCGCUCGCUCAUCAUUCUCGAUGAGUUUGGCAAAGGAACAUCGCCCAGCGAUGGCGCAGGCCUUCUUGCUGGUGUCUUGACUCACCUCCUCAACGGCGCCAACCCCCGCACAGUCGUCCUCACUCACUUCCACUCCUAGCGCAGGAAUUCCUCGACCCGAGCCUGAAGAUUCUCAACUGCCACAUGAAGAGCAUUAUUGUUGAGACCUCUAAGCAGCCGACGUUUCUGUACAAAGUGACGCCAGGGCCUGCCGACUCGUCAAACGCGGCGGAAUGUGCUCUGCUCC